CUCCUUUAGAAUCUCUAAGACUUGAUCCAUUACCUUCAUUAUUAACAACUCAAUCUUCUAAUAAUGAAAGUGAUGAAGAAGAGGAAGACGAAACUGAUGAAUUAUUACCUUCACCGACUAUUUCAAAUUUAAUUAAUCACGACGAAGAAAAUCAGAAUAAUAAUAAUUCCUCUUCAACUACUAUCGCAAAUUCACCAACAUCACGAACAAGUAAAUUUCAUAAUACAAAUAAUUCCGAUUUUAUCAAUGCCAACUCAAAAAAGAAAAGGAAAGGUGGGCACGAUCAUGAUUAUGAAGGAGGUGGUGAAUCUUCUAAAAGACAAAGACGUAGCGGUAUUCAUAAGAAUGUUUCUUCUUCUUCUACUUAUUCAUUAGGAACAACUAUGACCACAACCAUAAAUACCAUGAUGAUGAUUGAUGAAAUCGGGUUGUAG
This is a messenger RNA of Diversispora eburnea, 434 nucleotides long. The record is from the annotation of a GenBank genome assembly. Lineage: Eukaryota; Fungi; Glomeromycota; Glomeromycetes; Diversisporales; Diversisporaceae.